UAAAAAUUUCUCCCAGCGUGCGGUACUGCGGUUGGAGCAAAUGGGUGUCCAUUGAAGUAUCGAAUCCAAUUGUUGAGGUGCCGCAUUAGAAGAAAAUUCUGCGCCGGAAGACGAUGGGAACUCCUGUCGAUCUGCCGGGCUCCGGAAGCAUUCCUCGCUGGCUGCUAGGGUUUCUGCAAGAUCACUUUCGGGAACCCGAAGAUCUCUCUUCAAUUCAAUCUUUCACGGCUCGGCUGAAGCAACAGUGCGACGAUCACGAAGUGGAGCUCCUCAACCUAAAUAGGAGACUCUCUCUUUCCCUAUCAUCUUGGAUCUCCCAGUCCAACGAAAUGGGGAGGAUCCUAAGCGGGAUAGAAUCCUGUCAUCCUUGCUCAUUGCCAGAUGAAAGUGUGAGAUCGCAUGGGAAGAACUUGCUUGUUGAGUUGCCCUUGAUCGCCAAGGAGGUUGGCCGCAUCCACUCAGUCAGGCUUUAUGCGGAGAGUGUACUUCGUCUAGAAACCUUAGUUGGUGACCUUGAAGAUGCAACAUUGUCAAUGAUGAAGCAAGUUUCUAGAAAGACCAAAGCAUCGAAUCAAACUAUUGCUCAAGAUGAAAGUGGAUGGCGGCUAGCAAAACAGCUUGUGGCAGUAAAGGCUAUGAAGGAUAUAGAGGAAGUUCUAGCUGGUGUUGCAAAAAACAGACCUUGGUGGACAAAUUUGCUCAAGGCUGUUGAUUCUAGAGUGGAUAAAGCUCUUGCCAUUUUGAGACCACAAUGUCUAACUGAUUACAGAAUUCUAAUUGCAUCCCUUGGGUGGCCACCAGCCCUUUCUGCAACUAAUGUGGAUAAAGAUAAUUGCAUGGAAAUGCAAAAUCCAUUGUUUCUAAUGCAAGGGGAAAAGAAAGCCAGGUAUUCUCAGAGCUUCUUAGUAUUAUGCUCCCUGCAGCAGCUACAGGCCAAGCGAGAAGCACGCUCAAGUCUUCUACAGAAAAAUCAUAGAGCUUGUAAUCCUUCAGAUUUCAAUGAUGUGGGUGAAGUGUCAUUCUUCAAAUAUGGCCUUUGGCCUAUAGAUGAACUGGUGAACCCUAUUGCCUUACGGAUGGAAUAUCAUUUCUCCAAAUGGUUAGAUCAACCAAAAUUCAUCUUUGCACUUGUCUACAAAAUUACACAAAAUUUCUUGGAUGGAGUAGAAAAUAUUUUGCAGCCUUUUAUUGAUAAUGCAAUGAUUCUGGGUUGCAGUGCUAAGGAAGCUUGGGUAUUAGCAAUGAUGAAAGUGCUUUUGGAUUAUUUAGAGAGACAGGUUUUUCCUGCCCUUACUAAAAAUCACUGCAAAAGGGAUGUAGAUGCUGACUCGGAGGUAACCUCUUCAUUGCUUCAUAUGGUUGACCUUAUGAUUGCGUUUGAUAGGCGGAUGAAGAUUCUUUCGACUUCAGGAAUUCAUUUUACUGGAUCAUUUGCUUCCAUUGAUGGGUUUUUUCCUAGCUUUUCAAUAAUGUCAAUAUUCAAUGACAACUCUGAUUGGCUACAGAUCUGGGCUGAAAUGGAAGUGAAGGAUGCUGAAGGCAAACUAAAACCUCAACUGGAAGAUGAAACAAGCUGGUUGAAAGUUUCUAGUAAUCAAGCUGGAGAUACCUAUUACAAAGAAGAGUCAUUCCUUUUCUUAUCUAGAGAAGACUAUAAAGCUCCAUUAAUUAUUGAUUCUGUUUUUCAUUUCGCAUGGGCAAUGAUUGAGAGAGGAUUGUCCAUACCAUCCAUGCAAAGAAGGAAUCAAUUUAUUGGCGCGUCUGCAAAUUUGUUUCUGAGUCAUUUCUUCACCAUCUUGCAUGAACGUAGUAGAGAUGUUGAAUUUAUGGUUGUUAUUACAGAUGAUAUUGAACUCCUGAGACUUUGCAGUGCUAUAAAUACUGCCUGUUACUGUGAACAUGUUUUGCAAGAGUGGGGUGAGGAUGUGAAUUUGCUUGAAAUGGGUGCUUCUGGAGAUGAUUCAAAAGGGAUGUUUGAGGAUGGAAUAAUGGUCUUGGUGAAUCUGCAAACUGAUUGUCUUGAGGAGAUUUUGACUUCCCUCCUCCUUCACUUUGAUAAUUUAUGCUGGAAUUAUGUUCAAGAUAGUGGGCAGUGGGAAAUGAAGCAAGUUGACUCAGAUGGAAGCAUCCCGGAUGAAGAUUACCUAUUAAUAUCUCCAACUUUUAUGGAAGCUCUAGACAUGUUAAGAGACCGAAUCCAGUUCUUCAAGCAAAAUCUUAAUCCCCAGAACUUUCUAGACUUGUGGAGAAGCAUUGCAGGAGGGCUUGAUCAUUUCAUUUUCACAAGCAUCCCAAUGAGCAAUGCAAGUUUCUCUUCCCUGGGGAUCAAUCAGUUCAGGAUUGAUAUGAAGGCCCUUUUCCUUAUUUUUAAACCAUUUUGUGCCAGACCUGAAGCAUUUUUUCCAUGCAUCAGUAAUUCUUUGAAGCUGUUGGAAAUUAAUGCGAAAGAUGCAGAUCAGAUGCUUAAACUUUUGUCACAAGGACAUACAGUGUCAGAAGAUUGCUUGCGAUUCCAGGGAUUAUUUCAUGUGUCUCCAAGUCAAGCUAAAAAGGUGCUGAGAAACCGAAUGCGUGGAGACUGAACUAGUCAUACCUAUUCAAUAUCAUUAGAUCACGUUGGAUUAUUUUUCCUCUGCAAUUACGAGUCUCUUAGAGGAUGGAUGAGCAUUCUUGUACGCAGUUUGCCCCAACUUUGUGUGUUUUUUACCCUUUUUGGUGCCAGCAUACUGUGUUGUUUUAGGGUCUAUUUUGGGACACUCCGGUUGUUUUGCUUUUCAGAUAGCAAUUAUAAUUUUAUUUGAUUAUUAUUAUUUUUAUUA
Molecule: messenger RNA, 2819 nt
Organism: Dendrobium catenatum
Lineage: Eukaryota; Viridiplantae; Streptophyta; Magnoliopsida; Asparagales; Orchidaceae
Product: RINT1-like protein MAG2L
Exons: 4
Coding region: 114-2582 (822 amino acids)
Biological process (GO): retrograde vesicle-mediated transport, Golgi to endoplasmic reticulum; regulation of ER to Golgi vesicle-mediated transport; endoplasmic reticulum to Golgi vesicle-mediated transport
Cellular component (GO): Dsl1/NZR complex
Source: RefSeq, a predicted model, not a curated record